CACUUUAAUGGAGAUCACUGGAGGAGAUGACAGAUUUAGUUGAUAAUUUCAAAGGCGAAUUUAAACGUUAUAAACAGCGUAAUCCUGUUCCAAAUUUUUCAGACGUCAUAGACAUUGAUAAGUCUCUAUCAAAGGUUAGUUUAUUUACUCUUAAAGUCCAAGAUCAUCCAGCUGUAAAAGGACUCAAACCUGUUGAUCAAUGGAAAGCGUACACACUUGACAGUUGCCCAGGAUUCCUAAUAAUUUUGAACCCAUUUGAAGAUGGAGGUCAGCGUUAUUGGAUGGAGGAAUGUAUUAAAACUUAUCCACUGGCACCAAAUAUCACCAAUAUUGAUUCUCAGCUAUCUUCAGUAGAUAAACAUGAUGUAUGGCAGUACAGUAAAGCUAACCAUAGUAAGGAUAUAACAAGCAAAGAUAGUUUGAUGAUGAAGUUGAGAUGGGUCACCCUAGGAUACCAUUAUGACUGGGAUAACAAGAAAUAUUAUACAGACAAACACAGUGAAUUUCCAGUGGACCUAUCUAGACUCUGUAAAUAUAUAGCAUCAGUAUUAGGCUAUCCUUUGUAUGCUCCAGAGGCUGCCAUUGUAAAUUAUUAUCACAUGGAUUCAACACUUGCAGGACAUACUGACCAUUCAGAAUUAGACCAUGAUGCACCAUUGAUUUCCAUUAGUUUUGGCCAAGAUGCCAUAUUUUUAAUUGGAGGUCUAACCAAAGAAACAAAACCAGAAGCCAUAAUGUUACACAGUGGUGAUAUCUGCAUAAUGAGUGAACAGUCAAGACUUGUAUACCAUGCUGUGCCUAGAAUUAUGAAAGCUGAAAUGAACAGAAUAGAAAAGUGUAUACUGACAUGCAACAAAUGUAAUGGGUCAUGCAGUGAACAAACUAAUUCAAUACAAGAUAAAAAGUCAUGUGAUAAAGUUAUAGAUAAGAGAAUGUGCUACAAAGAAAAAGAACAGUCUUGUGAUAAACAUCCAGUCUUUGGACUUUUUGACAGACAGCCUGAUUCUGCAGAAAUUAGCAGAGAUCUCUCUAUAGAUGAACAACUAUUUUGUGAUUAUUUGAACUGUACACGGAUAAAUGUCAAUGUCAGACAAGUUCUAAAACCAAAUGAACAGUUUCCUGACCAUCAAAAUGUUUUUUCAUGUAGUGUUGAGAGUAAAAAAAUAAAACUGGAUACAAAUUAGUAAAAAAGUCAAAACUGGAAAAAAAUCAACGUUUUUGUCUGACUUUCAUUGAAGAAAGUAAAACUUUCAUGAUUGCUUAUCACUGGCAGGCAAAACAUUAUGCUUACAGUAUUGUUAAAGAAGAAGAAAAUUUUAUAAGUACUUCAAAUGUAUGCUUAAAAAAAUUGAUCCUG
Messenger RNA from Mytilus californianus (California mussel), 1357 nucleotides. RefSeq names its product nucleic acid dioxygenase ALKBH1-like. The record is from RefSeq and is a predicted model, not a curated record. The transcript has 6 exons. Gene Ontology annotation, molecular function: broad specificity oxidative DNA demethylase activity; ferrous iron binding; oxidative RNA demethylase activity. Gene Ontology annotation, biological process: oxidative RNA demethylation. NCBI's taxonomy places the organism in Eukaryota, Metazoa, Mollusca, Bivalvia, Mytilida, Mytilidae. The coding region runs from base 27 to 1184 and encodes 385 amino acids. Gene Ontology annotation, cellular component: nucleus; cytoplasm.